Messenger RNA from Salpingoeca rosetta, 1413 nucleotides. RefSeq lists its product as uncharacterized. The record is from RefSeq and is a predicted model, not a curated record. The coding region runs from base 199 to 1413 and encodes 404 amino acids. The transcript is spliced from 7 exons. NCBI's taxonomy places the organism in Eukaryota, Choanoflagellata, Craspedida, Salpingoecidae.
CUUGUGUACGUGACUCUGUGUGUACAUGAGUAUAAGUGUCCGUCUGUGUGCAUGUGCUCGCGUGUGAGCAGACACAUUUGUGCGGACUUGCGCUUGUGCCUGUACUUGCACAAGACCUUGCUCCUGUGGAAGGUUGCUUUCUGUCAGCUCACACGACGAUUGCUCGUCGACCACGCACGAUAAACGCGUCAUGUGGUGAUGACCAGCUGGAACGCAAUAUACAUGUCUGUGGCAUACUUUGAGACAAUUGAAGGCAAAGCCGUGAUCUCCCGUCUCGGAUUGGCCCAAAACAUCCCCUGGCUACUCACCAUGAUCGUCAUGGUGUGCUGGCCGCAGGCAACGGACAGUGCGCGCGGUGCGCUGUACACCAUCUUUGUGACGCACGUGUACAUGCUCGCCCUCUGCAUCCUCUUCCCCGUUCUCGUCUUCAAGGGCGUGCAGGUGUCGUCUGUUGUCCUGUAUGUGCUGGUGGCGGUCAACGGUGUCACCACGGGCCUCUCCCAGAGCUUUGUCGCUGCGUGCUCAGCCCUCUUCUCCCGAUACCCGUCCUGCCGAGGGACGACGUCGUACCAGCUGAUGGGGGCGGCGUUUGGGAUUAGCACGCCGACAAUGAUCCAGCUGUUCCUCAUCCCGCGCAUGCUCAAGGCCAAGUCGAGCACACAGUCCUACAACAUCACCCUCUUCUCCAUCGAGGUUGUGUUCCCGUGUGCUGCGGCAAUGCUUGUGCUGAGCCUGGCAGCUCUGCUGUAUGUUGUCCGCCACGCCAUUUUCCGCGCUGCUGAGGAGGAAGGCAUUACCAACUGCUGCGCCACGUGUGAGACGGCCGCCCAGCGCGCUGUGCAGCAGCAGCCGCCGCCGCGCCUUACUGCGCGCCGCCUCUGGCCCGUCAUUGUCACGGUUGGCGCAGAGGUGAUCAUAUCUGCCGUGAUGUCGUUUGCCUGCGCCACAAGCCCGCACCUCACGCCCAUUGACGACACGGCGUUUUGGUCGCGCAACCUGGACACUGUCGCCCUCAUCUCAUUCUCCAUCUCAAGCUUCAUCGGCAGGGCGAUACCGGAGCAGACGUCUGGCGUCAAGUGGCUGAACCGCAUGUUCCGUGCGCCGGCAACGCUGGUGCUGCUGGUGCUGUCGCAGAUUGUGUUUCUUGCGGGCGUCGUGGCAUAUGUGCAAUGCCAGCACACGUGCUUCUACUUUAUCACGUCGUGGGACAAGAACAACGCCAUCAUUGUCACGUGGUAUGCGCUGGGCGCGGUGCUCUCCGGCGCGGGCAUUGUUGCGCUGAGCAGAUACGCGCAGGAGUCGUGUCGCAAGUCGCACGUGCUUGCCUGCAGCACGGUUGGCCAGCUCAUCUGGCUUGGCCUGCAGGUUGGCUCCGUUAUCGGCAUUGCCGUCUCUCUCCUCAACGGCAGCUAA